Rhodamnia argentea is the source of this 1411-nucleotide messenger RNA. RefSeq names its product serine/arginine-rich splicing factor SR34A. Bases 284 to 1114 code for a protein of 276 amino acids. The transcript has 14 exons. Lineage: Eukaryota; Viridiplantae; Streptophyta; Magnoliopsida; Myrtales; Myrtaceae. Gene Ontology annotation, molecular function: mRNA binding. The record is from RefSeq and is a predicted model, not a curated record. Gene Ontology annotation, cellular component: cytoplasm; ribonucleoprotein complex; nucleus.
CAGCAAAGCUAAAAAACCCUAGCGCUCACCUGGUCCUCUCUCCAUCGACGUCGCUCGGAGCUCGACUCGCCUCUUCUCCUGCGCUCGCUCUCCGGAGGGAACGUUCCCCGCGCUGUCGAACUCAGAUCUAUACAUCUGCGAAUUUUCUGGAGAGGAUGUGGAGAUCGAAUUUGUUUUCAAAUUUAAUAUAGCUUUGGAGCAUCUUGGAGCAAAUGAGCAGUGGAGCUUGUGGAGCAUGGCUCACCGCGGGAUUGCUCUCUUGUGAAAAAAUUUUGAGAUAGAAAUGAGUAGCCGCUUUUCUCGCUCAAUCUACGUUGGCAACCUCCCAUCUGAUAUAAGGGAAUGGGAAGUCGAAGAUCUAUUUUACAAGUAUGGAAGGAUAUUGGAUAUCGAGCUGAAGAUUCCACCUCGUCCUCCAUGUUAUUGUUUUGUGGAGUUUGAGAGCUCUCGAGAUGCCGAAGAUGCAAUUAGGGGUCGUGAUGGAUACAAUUUUGAUGGCUGCCGUCUGCGGGUUGAACUUGCUCAUGGUGGUAGAGGACAAUCAUCUUCAAGUGAUCGUCGUGGUAGCUAUGGUGGUGGAGGUGGAGGUGGAGGUGGAGGUGGAGGUGGAGGUGGAGGUGGGGGUGGGGGUGGGGGUGGGGGGUGGAAGUGGUGGGGGCGCUUUGGUGUCUCACGCCAUUCGGAAUACCGAGUCAUUGUUCGAGGGCUUCCUUCUUCUGCAUCCUGGCAAGAUUUGAAGGAUCAUAUGCGUAAAGCUGGUGAUGUUUGCUUUGCGGACGUUACGCGUGAUAGUGAAGGGACUUAUGGCAUUGUUGAUUACACCAACUAUGAUGACAUGAAGUAUGCUAUUCGGAAACUUGAUGACACUGAGUUCAGAAAUCCGUGGGCGAGAUCUUAUAUACGGGUGAAAAAAUAUGAAAACAGUCCUUCUAGGUCUCGCAGCAGAAGCCGCAGUAGAAGCAGAAGCGACAGAAGGGAACGGAGUGAAUCACGGGGUCGAUCUGCAUCAAAAUCGCCAUCUAGAUCUAGAUCAGCAUCUCCAGUCAAGCCUACUAGAGCAAGAUCCAGAUCAAGGUCAGCAUCUCCCCGCCAGGUGAGGUCAGGUAGUGGCUGAUUCUUUGAAGCAGACGUCCUGGUGCUUAUGGUUGUAAUGAAGAAAAGUGAGUUUAGGGAACUUUGGGAUCCAUCUUUGUUGGGGUUACGAUGCCUUAGUCAAAGAACUUUAGGUACUCAAGAAUGCCUUAUACUGUUUUGUGACGUCCUGUAGUGUUGGAUUUCAAUGCGUCAUCUGAAUAUUAUAAAUAGCUACGAAGAUGCUAUGGUGUUGUUUGAGAUGAUGAUGGCUUGGCUCGAGACAAAUCCAAGGGAGAGAUUGCAUCCUGGUUUCGAAUUAAUACUGAUGUUGAACUGA